CUGUUCCGCGAAAAUAUACUGGUGACUUGGCUUGAAUUUACAUGUGACUGGGCAUGACUAGUUAAAUAUUUGGCUGUAAAUGAUAAGUUUGCUCGGAUGUUUAUGUGAGCGCCUCAAUGGGUAUGAAAGAAAUAAACGAGGACAUGGAAAUAGACGAUUGAAAACCGGACUUUUAAACGGCACAUCUGCACCAUGUCGGAUAAACUGCUUGUGGCGGCGAUAGAUUUCGGGACGACGUAUUCCGGUUACGCUUUCUCAUUUUCGCACGAGUAUGCCAGCGAUCAGACCAAAAUACAGACCAAUACAUGGAUAGGCGGUGGACACAUAUCCCUUAAGGCGCCGACGAGCGUGCUGUUCACGCCUGGGAAAGUGUUCCAUAGUUUCGGGUAUGAGGCGGAGGACAAGUACUCGGAACUGGCUGAGGACGGCCACCACGCAGACUGGUUCUACUUCCGCCGCUUCAAAAUGAUGCUUCACAACAAUGAGGCGCUAUCCCGGAAGACACUGCUCGACGACGAGCACAAGAAGCCACUGGAGGCAUUGACUGUCUUCUCCGCCGCCAUCAACUUUCUGCGCGGGCACCUCUUUCAGACGCUUUUGAAACGCGUGCCUGAAAUCGAGGAGGGCGACAUCCACUGGGUUCUCACUCUACCUGCCAUCUGGAACGAUUCUGCAAAACAGUUCAUGCGACGGGCUGCUGAAAUGGGAGGUUUACGGAAUGACCGUCUGAUUCUAGCCUUGGAACCUGAGGCAGCCUCAUUCUGGUGUAAAACACUGCCGGUAGAACGUCUCACCAAAUCGGGAGGGAUGGACAUUUUCCAGCCUGGAAAGUGUUACAUAGUCCUUGAUCUUGGAGGUGGGACCGUAGACAUAACUGUGCAUCAGGUACAGGGUGACGGCAGUCUGACAGAAGUGGCGAAGGCCAGCGGUGGCGCAUGGGGCGGUACUCAGGUGGACGCACAGUUUCAGGCUCUACUCGAGGCACUCGUAGGAAAAGGCUUUAUGACCGAGUACCAGAAGGAGUUCACCGGUGAUUUUCUGGACAUGAUGAGAGAGUUUGAGGUGAAGAAGCGGACAGUUACCAGCAACAAGUCCGGGAUGAUUACCAUGAGAAUUCCGGCAUCAUUGGUGUCAAACUACAAGACGAGGAAGGGGAGACUACUCGUGGACGAUGUAAGAAAAAGUGGUCAUGCUGGCAAGGUCGAUUUCAAGAGAGACAAGAUCCUGAUCGACGCAGAGGUUUUUAAAGGCUUUUUUGAUAAAUCUGUUCAAACAACAAUCGCCCAUGUACGGGAAAUCCUCAAAGGUAAUGACUUUCGAUCAAUUGAUACGAUGCUGCUUGUUGGUGGGUUUGCAGAAUCUGAAAUAGUACAGAACAAGAUAAAAGAAACUUUUCUAGAUAAGAAGAUAAUUAUUCCAAAUGAUUCUGGUCUAGUUGUCGUGAAGGGUGCAGUCCUUUUUGGCCACAACCCGAACAUAGUGACGUCCCGUAUCAGCAAAUACACAUAUGGAACUGAGAUCAUCAACACAUUUGUUGACGGGGUUCACCCCGAAAAGUACAGAGUCUUUGAGAACGGAAGGUACAAAUGUAGAUAUCUGUUUGAAAUAUAUGUACGAGCCGGUGAAGCAGUGCCAGUGAAUGCUGUCGUGUCUAUGGAUUUUAUAUCCGAUACAUUCGACGUUGCCGAAGGAGUUGGUAUUUAUGCAUCCUCAGACCCAGACCCGCAGUAUGUUACGGAGAAAUCCUGCUUUAAGCUAGGAAGCAUUGUUCUUGAGGAGGCAAGGCAUAGACUUCUCAAUGAAAUGCAGUUUGGUGGCACAGAGUUCACACUGCAGAUUACUGAUUUAGAGACGGGGGUGAAGCGUAUCAACUGUUUCGACUUCCUUUCGCAUUAAAAUCGAACCAAGCAAACUUAUGUAAUUUGUUUAAAUUAUAUGCAUUCAUUUACUGUGUGUGCUGACCAAGAAGCAGACCAAUUGAACUUUUUACGAACAUUGUGUUAUAUGAACAUAAAAAACAUGUGUGAUAAUGAUGAAAUGUGAUACUAGUAGCGUCGACAAAACAACCCUGUCUUCCACAUUACACUGGGUUCUGUAUCGGACACAUUAUUGUUCUAGGAUGAACAGUGGUACAAAGUCUGCAUUAACCUAGUGGAAGUAUGUGCCACCCAUAUAACAGGGAAAAUCAAGACAGCAUGUAUUGUGCACUUGUAUCUAGUCAUUAUUCGAGGUAAAUUUGCUAAAAAAGUCAACAUAUUGAAAUUGAUGCAUUAUUAAUAAACACAAGAACACAGCAAGCAGAUGCCAACACAUCCCUGUUAAUCUCAAUUGACCAAGGGGAAUAACUUAACUAUCAUUUUAGCCAGAUUGAUGUGCCUUGCUACAAAAUGUUAUUGUGUAUACUUUUUUUGAGUAAUAACUUCGGCUUUUAAAGGCUUUACAAAAUAUCACUGGAAGCUUCUGAACACAAAUAUACGUAUUCAGCUAACAAUUUAGUCAUGCCAAUUUUACAUGUAACUGCUUUCAAUGUGCUUGUAUCAAUAGUGUGCAAAAAUAAAGACUUCUUAAACAGUAUACAAUUUUUAGUUGUCUUCUGUAUGCCGGUGCGCUGUCGGCAGUAAGCGCUGUUGGCAGUAAGCGCUCAUCUGAUAUAAAUGUUAUACCCCCAGCACUUGGAAGGGUUUUUUAUAUACACCCUGUCCCGUCCGUCGGUCCGUCCUAUGCCAUCGGGACAAGUUUGCUAUUCUCCAUAACUC
Molecule: messenger RNA, 2756 nt
Organism: Mya arenaria
Lineage: Eukaryota; Metazoa; Mollusca; Bivalvia; Myida; Myidae
Product: heat shock 70 kDa protein 12B-like
Exons: 6
Coding region: 193-1896 (567 amino acids)
Molecular function (GO): ATP binding; ATP-dependent protein folding chaperone
Source: RefSeq, a predicted model, not a curated record